AUGGAUGCAGUGGAGCCAGAGAGGCACAGCUGGGCUAAUAUGUUAGCACGCAGGCUUUGGACAGCCAUCAGCAGGGCACUGUUUGCUGAGUUCCUGGCCACAGGGCUGUAUGUGUUCUUUGGCGUGGGCUCAGCUAUGAGCUGGUCCUCAGCACUUCCCUCUGUACUGCAGAUUGCCAUCACCUUCAACAUGGCCACAGCCAUGGCUGUGCAGGUCACCUGGAAGGCCAGUGGGGCCCAUGUCAACCCUGCUGUGACACUGGCCUUCCUUGUGGGCUCCCACAUCUCUCUGCCCCGUGCUGUGGCCUAUGUGGCUGCCCAGCUGGUGGGAGCUAUUGUGGGGGCUGCUCUGCUUUACGGGGUCACACCAGGAGACAUCCGAGAGACCAUUGCCAUCAACGUGGUCCGGAACAGUGUUUCAACUGGCCAGGCGGUGGCAGUGGAGCUGGUCCUGACCCUGCAGCUGGUGCUCUGUGUCUUUGCUUCCACCGACAGCCGUCAGACAUUAGGAUCCCCGGCCGCCAUGAUUGGGAUCUCUGUGGCACUGGGCCACCUCAUUGGGAUUUACUUCACUGGCUGCUCCAUGAACCCAGCCCGCUCCUUCGGUCCUGCCGUCAUCGUUGGGAACUUCACAGUCCACUGGAUCUUCUGGGUGGGACCCCUGACAGGGGCUGUCCUGGCUUCGCUGAUCUACAACUUUAUCCUGUUUCCUGAUGCAAAGACCCUGGCCCAGAGACUGGCCAUCCUCACUGGCACCGAAGAGGUGGAGAAAGUGGUUGGAGUGGAGCCCCAGAAAAAGGAAUCCCAGUCCAGUUCUAGGGACACUGAAAUGGAGAGUGUGUGUGAGAUGGCAUAG
Molecule: messenger RNA, 855 nt
Organism: Galeopterus variegatus (Sunda flying lemur)
Lineage: Eukaryota; Metazoa; Chordata; Mammalia; Dermoptera; Cynocephalidae
Gene: AQP6
Product: aquaporin 6, kidney specific
Exons: 4
Coding region: 1-855 (284 amino acids)
Biological process (GO): transmembrane transport
Cellular component (GO): plasma membrane; apical plasma membrane
Molecular function (GO): nitrate transmembrane transporter activity; water channel activity
Source: RefSeq, a predicted model, not a curated record